AUUUCAUCAGCCUACACAUUAGCUGGAGCUCUGACGUGGCAAAUUUUGGCAGUGUGCGAUAGGCCCGUCCACGUAAGCCGCAACCUUGCCCCAAGGCAAAAGCAAGCGCACGCCGCGAAUCGGCAGGAGGGCGGUGUGCCCAAUCUACCCUCUAUGAACCACAAUUAGACGUCAAAACGGUCAAACCAAUUUAAUUGCCAGUGCGGGCAUUGCCCUGAGCUCUAUCAUGGCGCUACGUGCAGCCCGCGCCACAAGGCUUCACACCUCGGCCAAAUGCAAUGGCGCUUGCUCAUGCUCAUAUACGGCUCAUGUAAGCCAGGGCCAUCGCCGGUCGGUGGCACGAGGUCGCUGGGACUUCCACAAGCCUCCCUCCGUUUGCGCCCGCUCCUCUUCACACGAGGAGAUGUAUGAGCGGCUCUUUAACAGCCCCGUGUUUCGGAGCGACCUGGUCAUGAACGAGUUUAACAAAAUUGUGCAGGAGGCCACGCAGCUGUCGGGCAUGGCUGGGCGCUUCCCGGACUUUGACCUGCAGGGCAAGCAGAUGUACUUGGAUAAGAUGCAGGAGAUGUCGGACCGCUAUGAGAUCUUCAUCAAGCGCCUGGAGCUAAGUCAGGACCCAGCGGCCAAGGAGUACCUGCGCACCACCAACGCACAGAUGCUGGAGGGUGGCUUCACGUUGAAUCAGAUGUUUGCGGGGCUCAAGCAGAGUGUCGCCGAGUACCGCAAGUGGGUGGAGCAGGAGGAGCGCGUCAGUGGUGACCCCGUGGCCCACCAGGAGUUUCUCAAGUACUUUCGGGAGAUGUGGGGCGCGAGUGUGUUGGGGCGUCUGGACCUGAGCUACCUGGUCAAGACCACGGACCCCCAGGUCAUCCUCAAGGCGCAGAACGACCCGCAGUUCUGGGUGAUGCUCAAGGAGAUCAGCACCAGCCCCAGCCCAGCGGCGAUGACUAAGUGGAUGGACCACCCCACGCUGGGGCCGCUGGUGGCGGAGCUGUGGAAGAGCACGCAGAAGGGGCAGUAGAGGUGGGCGGCAGGGGGGCAAGGAUUGAGGGGUGGGAGCGAAGCGCCGUUUGUAGAUCUGAGGCUGUGCGAGCGAGGGUUGUAGACUUGUAGACGCGUGGGCAAACGAGCAGCCGGGGGAGCGUGCGUCACAAGGCGGAACGACGCGGAACUGCCUGGGCCUGGCUGGACAUGCAACCAUGCAUCCGAGGUCUCUCAAGGCUUUGAACUGCAUCGACUAGCGGCGACCGUGACCGUCAUGUUGCCGGUUUCGCGCCCGGACUCAAGGGAGCUAACUGGAGGGGCCACCUGGACUCGAACCCGUGUAAGUGCUCACGCUCAUCGUGCAGUUUUGUCAGGCAAGACGAACAUGGGAGUAAAAUUGAGGGCUUGGGGCGCCAAUUUUCCGUGCAUGCUAGAGUGGCGUGUCACGGUUUUUCAUGUGGACCCUUGUGCGUCCUCGUGCACUGCUGGUGCGAAACGAGCCCGUCUACGAGAAAGAAAGCCUAGUACUACAUGGCUGGCUCCUUGUGUCUACUCUUUUAUAUUGGAACCCACUCGGGUGUGGCUGGAGAGCGGGUUGUGAAAAGGAUCCUGAGGCAGGCGCCCGGCCCCGGUUGCACCGCGAGUAUGUCACUUUGAUCGGCAGCCUGCAUAUUACAACGGCUACCAUUUGAUUUGGGUGCGAACGGAGUUCACAAGCAAAGGCAGUGUAGGAGCCUCCAUUGUUACCUUUCACACCUUUUUUGCUUCUGCGAACCCAUACAUAUCGUAACAAGCUCCCCGCAUCA
Molecule: messenger RNA, 1790 nt
Organism: Chlamydomonas reinhardtii
Lineage: Eukaryota; Viridiplantae; Chlorophyta; Chlorophyceae; Chlamydomonadales; Chlamydomonadaceae
Exons: 8
Coding region: 404-1021 (205 amino acids)
Source: RefSeq, a predicted model, not a curated record